CUACUCAGAACGAAAAUGAACCCAUCUAGAAGAAGUGAAAGUGACUGGCAAGGUUUGGUAAAUGAAUUCCUGGUGUGCAAAAGGAAACUGGAGAGCAAGAAGGAGGCGUUACUGAUAUUAUCAAAAGAACUGGACAUGUGCCAGCAGGAACGGGACCAGUACAAGCUAAUGGCCAAUCAGCUGCGAGAACGCCAUCAAGGCCUGAAGAAAAAGUACAGAGAGCUCAUUGACGGUGACCCCACUCUGCCCCCAGAAAAGAGGAACCAGGUGAACCUUGCGCAGUUGCUACGAGACUCACGGGAGAAGAAUAAACGACUCUCUGAAGAGCUGAAGGAGUUAAAUCAGCGCUUAGCAGAAGUCCAGGGAGAUAACAAGCUGCUGAGGAUGACCAUCGCUAAGCAGCGCCUAGGGGAUGAAGAGGUGGGGGUGAGGCACUUCCCCGCUCACGAGCGAGAGGACCUGGUCCAGCAGCUGGAGAGGGCCAGGGAACAGAACGAACAGCUGGAGAACAGUCUAAAGGCGGCCACAGAUGAGCUCCAGGACGUGAGAGCGGAGAGGACCGUGUACCAGGAGAAGGCCCAGCGUCUCAACCUGGAGAUCAACCACAUCCUGGGCUGCCACGAGGGACGCAUCCUCGACGUGGACGCCCUCUGUAUGGAGAACAGGUAUUUGCAUGAGCGGUUCAAGCAGCUGCAGGAGGAGGUGAACCUGCUGAAGGCAAACCUAAUGAAGUAUAAGAAUGCUCUGGAAAGCAAGAAGAACUGCAAAGCCUAUGGGAAGAACAACAGUAGUGCUCUCACAGGGGUCCUCUCAGCCAAGCAAGUUCAGGAGCUUUUGCUGUCGGAGGAGAACGGAUGUAGUCUCCCCAUCACUGCUCAGUCCAUCGCUGAUCUGAAGUCUCUGGCCACAGCCCUGCUGGAGACCAUUCACGAGAAGAACAUGGUCAUUCAGCACCAGAGACAGACCAACAAAAUUCUGGGAAAUCGAGUUGGAGAGCUUGAAAGGAAGUUGAAAACUCUGGAGGUUUCUGGGUUAUGGAGUCUUCCAGGCAUCACCUACAAUGUGUCUGUAGGACUGGGCAGAGGGCGGGAUGUCAUCAUUUUGAGUGACACCCAGACCGUCCAAUCUCCAACAGAACUGCCGGUGCAGGUCGGAGAAAGCCCCUCUGUAGAUGAUGGAACAGGACAUGAGGAGGGGGUUCGAGGUGAUGUCAUCCCAGCAGACAGAAGUUGUGAUUCUGAAACAUGUGGAGACACCACGGGUGGCGUGGUUGAAAACACGACGCCUGGUAACACAGUGUGUACAGACUCAGAGGCAACUGAACACAGCAGCUGUUCCCAUGGCGUCAGAUCUGAUGACGACCAAAGAGACGCCCAGGGCCUCCCUGUCUGUCUGGAGGAAGAGAAGAUUCAUUUGCCCCAGCGGAUGAUUGACAGUUGUGAGGAACAGACGGCGGAACCUCAAGAGGAUCCGGCAACCGGCCAAUGUCAAAGCACGGAGGUUUCCUCCGGGGAGUGUCCUGGCCAAUCAGGGGAGGCUGUAGGCGGGACUUCCGCCUGUCACUCAGAAACUCCUUUGGUCUCAGAAUGUGCCGUUUCACAGGCUCCCGACGCUGAGGUGAAGGUCACGUACGACGCAGAGGACGGUUCUCAGUGCGAUUUGGAGUUAAGUCCUGAAGAGGGUCCACAGACAGCAUAA
Messenger RNA from Chanos chanos (milkfish), 1698 nucleotides. RefSeq names its product coiled-coil domain containing 149b (gene ccdc149b). The coding region runs from base 16 to 1698 and encodes 560 amino acids. The record is from RefSeq and is a predicted model, not a curated record. Lineage: Eukaryota; Metazoa; Chordata; Actinopteri; Gonorynchiformes; Chanidae. The transcript is spliced from 13 exons.